AUGCUCUCUUUCCUGGCCAAGCCAAAGGAGGUGGUCAAGGGCACCUCGAUGGCCUUCCCGGGCUUCAAGAAGGAGAAGGACCGAGUGGACGUGGUGGCGUACCUCAGCACGCUCAAGGAUUUUAAGGAGCGGUGGUCGUUUCCGCCGGCGAAAGACCCUCUCCUAUCCGCGGCGACGCCGCCACCCGCUCGCUAUGACUUUGCCAUCAAUCUCCUCAUGCUCAUUUCCUUCAUGGAUGCGACGGAGUACUCGGUUGUGAUGCCGUCCUUAUGGAACUACUUGAACGAGGUCGAGCCCUCCGACACGCGCCACGGCCUCGCAAACGAGUACGGCAUCGUGAUCGCCUCCUUCUCCCUCGCGAGUCUGCUCCUCAAGCCGCUCGUCGGCAUCUGGUGCGACCAGCGCAGCUUCAAGGAGGUGUACGCGGUGACGCUGCUCGCCGCCGCGGCAGGAAACGCGCUCUACGCCUUCGCCGGGCUAGGCGGGAGCUGGCUCUUCAUGCUCGCUGGCAGGCUGCUCUCUGGUGCGGGAGCAGCGAACUCGUCCCUCUCCUUUGCCUAUGUCUCGCGCACCGUCGAGCCCUCGAGCCGCACGGGCACCAUGGCCAAGCUCUCCCUCGCCUUCCCUCUCGGGAUGGUGGUCGGGCCCGCCUUCAACGCGCUCCUCGCGCAGCUACACGCGACCCUGCCCCUGCCGGGCGGCGCGACGCUGCGCGUCAACCCAAACAACUCUCCCGGCCUGCUCAUGGCCGCCCUCGUGCUCCUCCAGCUGGUCGCGCUGCUCACUCUCCUGCCGGAGCCGCCGCCGUACACCUCCGACCCCGCUGCGCCCCCGGGCCGAAAGUGCGACGCAGCCAAGGGCGUGCUGCGAGAGCUGCGAUCGCUGCCCGUGCUCGCAUGCUUCACCGCGACCUUCACCUUCAACCUCACGAUCGCCACCAGCGAGGCGCUCGUCGUCCCGGUCACAAAGGCCGCCUUCGGCUUCUCGGCGCUGCAAAACUCGUUCGUCUACCUCGCCAUCGCCGUGCUGAUGAUCGGGCUCAACCUCGCCGCGCUCGAGCUCGAGCGCGGUCUGGUCUCGCUCCUCGCCUCCUCGCCCGCCUCGGCCGACGCCACCGCCGCGUGGUCAACACGCGCAGCCAGGCUCGCGGCAAACCUCGAGGCCGACGAGGCGGUCGGCCGCAGCGACGUCAAGGCGCUCGAGCGUUUCUGCGGCGUCGCGUACGUGCUGCUCGUCUGGCGGUACGACAUGCCGCUGUACGCCUUCCUGCUCGGCGAGCUGCUCCUGCUUUGGAACAUCCCCUUCGUCUUUGCGCCGAACCGCUCCGUCUUCUCGAAGCUCGUCGAGGGCUCGAAGCACCAGGCGCUCCUCUCCUCCCUCCUCUCGAUCGCAGCAUCCGCCGGAGGGGUGGUCGGGCCGAUCUGGCUCGGCGCCUCCGUCGGCGAGCCGUCCAUCCGCCGCACGAGCCGCGGGGAGGAGGAGUACGGGCCCGUCGCGCAAGUCACCUUUGUCGGCCUCGCCGGCUGCGUCCUCCUCUGCGCAACAGUCUACGCCGCGGCGGGCUGCCGCUUCGGGCGCGACGCCGCCGCCACCGUCGAGCCGCUCCACGCCGUGAGCCGCGGCGCGCACGACGAUGUGGACGCCGCCGCCGUGCCGGGGGCCGAGACGGGCGGGGCGUAG
Messenger RNA from Emiliania huxleyi CCMP1516, 1680 nucleotides. RefSeq lists its product as hypothetical. The transcript has 7 exons. The record is from RefSeq and is a predicted model, not a curated record. Gene Ontology annotation, molecular function: transmembrane transporter activity; heme binding; electron transfer activity. The coding region runs from base 1 to 1680 and encodes 559 amino acids. Gene Ontology annotation, biological process: transmembrane transport. NCBI's taxonomy places the organism in Eukaryota, Haptophyta, Isochrysidales, Noelaerhabdaceae.